Messenger RNA from Schistocerca gregaria, 2481 nucleotides. RefSeq lists its product as uncharacterized. The record is from RefSeq and is a predicted model, not a curated record. The transcript has 7 exons. NCBI's taxonomy places the organism in Eukaryota, Metazoa, Arthropoda, Insecta, Orthoptera, Acrididae. Bases 720 to 1292 code for a protein of 190 amino acids.
GAUUAGUAGAUAACGCUGGUUAUGGAUUAUGCAGCUUCUUGCAGCGUUACUGUUCAGGUAAUCUGCUGUUUCGUCAUUUUCUUGAGUUACACAGGUGCCGAAAAUUUCAGUCACUGCGUGGAACGGUAUAGUCUGCUUACUGGAAACGACGACAGAAGUUUUAAGUUAAUCCCUGCAAAUCUCGGCACCGACCUGAUCUUAGAAUGCCACUAUUGAUUUAGCACUUCGUCUGUUAUUGUGGUUGCCUCUGUUAUCUUUGGAUGAGAUACCAGCACUGUGAAGGUUUCAUUAGUGUCUUAUUCUUGUAACAUCAAUUCCAAAGAUGCUGGCAUGCAAUACUCUCCUGUCCCCCAGUGGAAUUUGAAAGAAAUGUGUCACGAGUAAUUGGGAAUAUUUCAUCCCUUGUUUCAUUUCAAGAGACUUAUGUGACACCAGUGAACAGUCUUCUUGAAUCCUAUCUGGAGACUGAAAGAGUGUCAAAAAACAACGAAAAAUUGGAGCUGCAGGUACAGCUGGAAUGGAGUGAUUGGGGUCCAUGCUACAACUGUCAGAACUCAUCAGGAGAGAGAAACAAAACUGCCAGUUGUCGAGUAAGACUCAUAGUGAGAAAUGACCGCACAUUGUUCUUACACACAAAGGAAGCACCUACUGGUCACACAAAUGAAACAGUGAUUUGGAAAUUGCUGUACAAGGUACGGGAGAUCUCCUGCCGAUCGGUGAUGUUGAUGUCAUACCUCCCAUUCAUAGCUAAUGCAACUAGCAUUAUACCAGAGUUUGUGAAUGUGGAAAUAUGCCUGGAGUUAUGUAUCAAAGAGGAUACUGGUGAAGAAAUGGAACAUUCUACUGCACGAAAUCGGAGGAAAAGGCGGGUUGUCUUGAAAGAGGGUGCAUACAUUUCUCUUCCUUGCCCAGGGGUGAAUGCCAGUACUGCCGUUAUGUGGAAAAAGGAUAAUAAAGAGAUUGCUCAAGAGAUAAAUGAAGAAACAGACCUUGAAAAAGAAAAUCCUCAUAUUGCAAUUGAUUCUUAUGGAACACUGUAUAUAUCAGAAGCAGCUGAGAAUGACAGUGGUCGUUACACAUGUUUUGCUGAUAAAAAUAAAGUACAAGAAAUAACAGUAAAUGUUAUUACAGAUACAAAGGAGAUUAUUCAAUAUAUGUUGCAGCAUAUGACGUACCUUCUGUUUAUAUUCCUUCUUUGCUCUAUAUUCUACUGCGCUGGGAUAUUUAUUGCCUGCAGUAACCGACACCAGUUUGUGAAGUACACACCACUGGAAACAGAAUUAGAAAACUGAACAGGGUGCGACAUACUGAACUACCUGAUGUAGGAAAUAAAUAAAAACUAAAGCAAAUAAUAUACUACAAAAAAACUGGAAUGCAAGUGACGUACAUGUCACACAGUUAAAAGAAUAGUUACUUGUGUAAUUUUUAAUAAUACAGUGAGACAUUUUGGUCAGUAUGGCAAUAAUUACCUUUGCUCAUUGCCUCAUCAAGAUCCUCCAGAUUUUUAAAUUGAUGCCGAAAUCCGUUUCAAUUAAUGUAGCCCCAGACAGAGAAAUCAUGUACUGUGCAAGCCAUGGAGGCCACCACGUAUUACCAUGUGAGAACACGUGUGGGUAACAAUUCUUAGAGGAUUCGAAUGGAACCAUGAGGCAUGUGCACGGUUCCUUCAGCGUCAGCUUCAUCUUCAGUAACUUGUUGCUUGAAAUUGUUGUAUACAUUUGAGUGGGAAAAAUACUGAAACACUGUGCUGUUUCCAGGGUAGUGUUUGGUUUGUUGAUUGCACACGGGCAAUGAAAAUGAAUGACAUCCAAGAAAAGGAAUGUAUUAUUUGGAUAAAUGUUCCGAAGAAUGUCUUGAUCUUGCACAGCUUUGAGGACUGCUCAGUAAUUAUGUGAUUGCAACUUCAUAGGGAUGUACUGUCUGUUCUCGGUGAAGAAUUAUCUCAAACACUUCAGUCCGAUAACUACAUGACUGCCGCAAGUUUUUGUAUCGAGACCCGUGGGGAUGCUCAGUUCAAGCUCUCACGGCAGCCAUAGACUCCUGUUCUGUGUUGGUGGCAGGUUGGCAAGCCGGCUGUCCUUUCAGUGCAUCAACUGUUUUAUGUGAAGUUCAAGUCUAAACUGUUUUCUUAAAAAGCACAUCCCGGCGACCAAACUCAAAGUGGUCAUGAAAAGCACCCGGUGUUGCUGUCAGGUCCAGCCAAGCAUUUCCCAUAUAUGGUCAUUCCCAUCAGCCAACGUGCUGAAUGUCAACUUAGUUUGUGCAGGAAGUACAUAUCAGUUCAGUUCAUUACUGCCCCCACUUGACUCCAUCCUGACGCGUAGCUCUCCUUAUUCGAUAUAAGAAAGUUUAUUAUGCCGAACUCUAGACUUACAAAAUAAAAGCAUUUACCUGUUCUAUGAAGAGCUUGUAUUUAUGAUGUAUCUAACAGUACAAAUUGUGUACUUGUACUUGUGUACAGAAGUGCAGUUAGAUGUUAUA